Onychostruthus taczanowskii (white-rumped snowfinch) is the source of this 1513-nucleotide messenger RNA. RefSeq names its product E3 ubiquitin-protein ligase RNF31-like. The annotation marks the transcript as partial. The record is from RefSeq and is a predicted model, not a curated record. Gene Ontology annotation, biological process: protein linear polyubiquitination. The transcript is spliced from 7 exons. Gene Ontology annotation, cellular component: LUBAC complex. Lineage: Eukaryota; Metazoa; Chordata; Aves; Passeriformes; Passeridae. Gene Ontology annotation, molecular function: linear polyubiquitin binding; K48-linked polyubiquitin modification-dependent protein binding; ubiquitin protein ligase activity.
CAUACGUCCAUACUGGUUUUUCCCCUCCCCCACCAGAACCAGCACCCGAACCCCCAGUUCUUCACCCAGAUCUUACUGGGAGAGGAUGAGUGGCCGCUGGCGUCGGACGCGCUGCCUGCGGUGGGCGAAGUCCUCCCGGCCGGCGAGGUGGGGGAGGGGCGGGGCUGGGCGUGUCGCAGCUGCACCUUCCAGAACCCCUCCCCCAGCGUCCUGUGCCAGGUGUGCGAGCGCCCCCGGCUGGCCCGGAGGCCCCAGCCAAGCCCCGCCCCCGCCCAGCUGUGGCCCUGCCCCCGCUGCACCUUCCUGAACCGAGGCCACGCCCCCAAGUGUGAAAUGUGCGGCUCUGACCACGCCCCCUUUGAUGACGUCACUUCCGGGGUCGCCCCACCCGCCCACAGUGUUGUUUCUGCUACUUCCGGGUUUGGGGAGGCCACUUCCGGUUCAGGCCCCGCCUCUUCCGGUGGAACAACAACUGCUGGCGUGGACAAACCAACUUCCGGGUCUGCAGCGGUCACUUCCGGGUCUGCUGAUGUCACUUCCGGCGCUGACAAAGCCACACCCAGCAUUGCAAAAUGCACUUCCGGUGUGGGAAAUGCCACUUCCGGCGCCGGGAAUUCUACUUCCGGUGUCGGCCAUGACACUUCCGGUGGUGAAAAUCCCACUGCUGGGGUGGGCAAUUCCACUUCCGGAUGUGCUGAGGUCACUUCCGGGGGUGACCCCACCCCUUCCCGUGAUGCUUUGCGGCAGAGGAAGCUGCUGGAGGACGGGCGCCGCCUGGUGGAGCUCGUGAGGGCCGCCGAAUCCCAAGGCCUCCCCCCGGAAUCCCUCGGCCCCGCCCCCUUUUCCCACUUUCCGGAACCUUCCGGCCCCGCCCCCAGCCCCGAAUCCCAAAUCCGGCACUUCCGGAGCCGCCUCGGGGGGGUCCUCAAGGCCCUCCUGGGGGCGGAGCCUGACGAAAAGGAGGGCGGGGCCUCCCUGGGGCCCUUCUCAUUGGACGAAGCAGCCUGGGCGUGGCUGGAGGGGGAGGGGCAGCUGGACCGAGCGCGCCGCGCUCUGAUUGGUCGGAGGAAGCAGCAGCUCCGCCUCCUGGCCAGCCUCGGUUUCCCCGACCCCGCCCCCGCGGCGGCGGCCCUGCAGCGGCAGCGGGGCAGCCACUGGGGGGCGCUGUGCGAGCUGCAGCGGCUCAGGCUCCGCCCCUUCCUCUUACGUCAGCAGCAGGGGGCGGAGCCGGGGCUGGACUUCAAUCAGCCCGACCAGCAGAUGCAGUGGCUGCCGGGCUGCUCGUGCCCCCUGUGCCCCGAGUGCUUCCGGCUGCACUUCACGGUGGGGCUGAGGGAGAGGGGGGUGGGCGCCCUGGGCUGCCCCAGCUGUGGCCGGCCCGACCUGCGCGACGACGCCCAGCGCCUCUGGUACUGGUCCACGCUGGAGCCCGUGUGCCCCGAGUGCUUCCGGCUGCACUGGGGGGGCUGGGAUCUGCUUACUGGGAUGAACUGGGGUGAACUGGUUUAUACUG